UGUAGAUAAGCUGUUUAUAAAAAGUAAACGCAAAAUAUAUUUAAAACCUUACUUUAUUAAAGAAUAAACCAACCGCGUCUUAUUUCCUUCAUACCUUAUUAGCUGGCAGCACUGCUUUUAUUUAUAUUUUCUAACAAUGCCGCGCAAAAACAAGAAAGUUGUAAUAUCAUCAAUUACGACAAAAAGUAAAGAUAUUUCCUUAAAAUCACCUAUAAAAAGUCAAAAAACACACCAAAACCCGAGAACUUUACGCUCUUCAAACUCAAAUAUCAAUAUACAAGCAACAGGGAACUUAAUAGCUGAGCAGAUUACCCAAACCAAAACUGUGACUAGCAGACGCACCAGAAGUGGAAACAGGAAAACAAAUACAAUGGAGGCUGUCGGACCCACUGCUAGGAGGCGUAAAACCACUGAUGAAAAUAAGAAAAAUGCGGAGGAUGGUGACGAAAUACCUGAAAAAGUAGGCCGAUUAGAGACGAAUGGGUCGAAGGGAACAGAAAGUAGAGAGAAAAUUGAUGCUGAACUGGUAACCGCAAACGUACCAAUGGUUGUGGAUAAAGAUAAUGAAAGUAUGGAAGCAGUAAAAUGUAAUGCAGCUGUGGGACAGUCACCUGCAGUCGAAGACGUAAAUUCCAAGCCAAGUGAAAAUGUUCCAAACAGUAUUGAGAAAUCUCAAAAUGAGGCUACAGAGGCACAAACGCCCACUGAAACAACAACCAACAAAGAAAGCAAAACUACGCACAGGACAGACUCCAUAGACAAGCUGACCACGUUGUUCUCUAAUUUAUAUUUGAAUUCAGUGCAGCGGUUGUGUUUAGAGUUUCCGCCACGCUGCGCUGAGGAUUUGGUGUACUGUCGCAAACAACACUACCAACAACGUUUCAGUGAAAUGGUCAAACCAAGUGAAGCGCGGUUAAUGCAGCUGCGCUGUACAUUAAAGCAACAACGCUAUCUGUCAUUUCUGAAUCUCGCUUUGGAUAUGUGUCAGCGGCAUGAAUUUCCUGGCGAAGACACUUUCACCAACUUGAUCGAAUUAAUUUUGAGUCUCAAUCCGAAAGCUGGUGACGCGACAUGCAUACACUCAUACCACAAAUGUAUUGAGUUAUUUAACUAUAUGGUGCGUACAUUUCCACCUUGUUGGCGUGCAACGCACCCCGCUUAUAUUGGUUUUUUUCAACGGCCAUUGGACGCAGAAAAAUUGAGCAACAAAUCGAAAGGCAGCGACAAACGUUUGUCUAGAUCGAAGAAAGUUUUCGACAUAAUACUCGACUUAACCGAAAUCAUAAUUAAUGAAUGUAACACCGAGGAGUUAUCCAGGUCUGCUGAACCUAGCACACCAAGUGUGAAAAAUAAAGGAACUGCAGGAUCAGUUGUGCCAGAAACACCGGAGAGUGAACUCUAUGACCACCGCAAGUGGGAAGAGCGCGACACACACUUGAAUACAUUCACAGCGCUUAAACCGACAGUACGUUUGGAACGUUUAUUCAUUGUUUUGCGUUUAAUUUUGCAAAUACUCGAAAAUGACUUCGUCAUGUGGAUGUUGCAUCACUAUAGUAAGGAUAAAAAUUGGUUAUUCUAUAAUGACAGCCGACCGCUGGCGGUAUUUGUGUUUGGCAUAGCAGAGGAAGCUCAUUUGAGCGAUUUGGGACGACAGCUGUUCCUGCUAUUCGCAUUGGGUGUAAAUAAAGGACUUAAUAUUCACUAUUUGAAAAUACUAGAGCGCUAUAUCUCGCUGCUGAUGGUCAUUAGCAACACGGCUGACAUCGAACACACGGUUUUAGGCGUAAAAUAUCCACGUCUCGGCCCAAACACCAAACAGGCUAUAUACGAUUUCUUUCGAAAAUUUAAAGAUCGAAAUUUGAACUCUUCAAUUGGCAAUUACAUCAACGCCAUUGAUGUGCUACGCAUCCCAUAUGUACGCUACACAUUUAUCGAUCAAUUUUUGCAAAUGUUUGGCUUCUUGUAUGCCGAGGAAUUUUCGCCCGAAAAAGUGUUUAACUACAUACGCAAGAAACGUUGGCUAAAACAUAAGAAACAGGCCGAACUGCAAGCUGCCAUGGAGGAGGCUGGCGAAGUUGUAGAUGAAAUCUCUUGUGAGCAACAUCUCUCACUACUACUGGAAGCGCUAAAAGCAUACUGCAAAUGGCAUGCGUCGAAGGAAUUCAUGCAAAUCAUACUGAAUAAACGUAACGUAAGCAGUUUGAAGAUCACCGCACAUUCAGUACAUUAUACGCCCAUAGCCUAUGGUGGUCUUUUAAAUUUGGCCCGCAUGGAGAAUGAAAUACACACUUUGGAGAACAAGCUGCGUAAGACCGUGCGUGUGGCAAAGCCUUUGAUCGAUUUGAAACUCAUGGAUAUUUGCAUUGAUCAGGAUUUGCGUAUAAAAUAUCGCACCGAUUUGAAGUAUUUACACGCUUUGCAAAUCAAAGUGGCGGAGCAAAGUAUCGCACAUCCAGAAGUCGACUUCAGCGCUUGGCAGACGUACUUGCUUGACUUCAAAGUGGAUUAAUUUGUUUUGUUUUACAUAUAUAUUGAUUUUAAUGCUAUAUUGUCCAGUUAAGCAACUUUUUUUACUGUAGUUUAAUUGCUAAGUUUAAAAAUAUAAUAUAGAUUUCCUUAUAAGUUUACCUACCUUUUUGAUGAACUAUGCGCUGCCCAAAAAUAUAACUGUAUAUUUGUAACUUGUUCCUCGUAAAUUAUUGAACAAAAACAAAAAACACAUUUUUUUUUUGAUUUUAUGACAAUUUUUUGUACACUUUUUCUGCGCCUUAAAACAUACUAUUUACUUUAUUUGUAUUAUUUUGUUCAUCUUAUGAAUUUAUAUCGCUUACUAAUCAUAUAUUUAAUAAUUAUAACAUUUCUUUUGCUGCAUUUACUAUAUCUUGUAUUCAAUACAAUAUCUUAUAUAUUUGUUUCUUGGCUUAUUAUCAUUGGUAUAGUAUACAGAAUCAUUUUGUAGAGGCUACUUUUGAAUGUCGAACGAAAUCGAAGAUUUGUUAACACAAUUUUGUUUUUG
This is a messenger RNA of Bactrocera latifrons, 3016 nucleotides long. RefSeq lists its product as uncharacterized. Bases 137 to 2509 code for a protein of 790 amino acids. NCBI's taxonomy places the organism in Eukaryota, Metazoa, Arthropoda, Insecta, Diptera, Tephritidae. The transcript is spliced from 4 exons. The record is from RefSeq and is a predicted model, not a curated record.